UGGGGGUGGCGCUCCCGAGUCCUCCCGACCCCGCCGCCCGCCCCGCCGCUGCGGCUCCUGCUCGCUGCUGGCUGCUGUCACUUCCCCUUCCUUGCGCCGCCCGCCCGCGAUCCGGCUCCGGGUCAGAGCGCGGCGCCGAGUCCCGGCCCUCCGUCCGUCUCCGGCCGCCGCUUCCCGGCCCUUCCCCGGCGCUGCAGCUGACAUGGGCCGGCCGCGGCGGAGAGCCUGAGCCGGCUCUUUGAUGCACAUGAUCUGUACAGAGGAGACAACUUUCCCCAGGUACUGAAUACCCUUGCAGCCAUCAACAAAGCAACUGAAGACCAACAGUCGGCCAGGCCAUGCUCACGUCUGCCAUCUCCUAGCUGCGCUGCGGGUGAGUCCCACCCUCUCCAACAAGGACCAUCCUCUACCAGAAGAGCUUUGCGCAGGCAGUCAGGAGCAGUGGAGAUGACUGAAAAUGGCGGUUACCAGCUGGUGGUCAAGGCCAGAUUCCACUUUAAGCAGACCAACGAGGACGAGCUCUCAAUCAACAAAGGCGACAUCAUCUACGUCACCCGGGUCGAAGAAGGGGGAUGGUGGGAAGGGACCCUCAACGGGAGGACCGGCUGGUUCCCCAGCAACUACGUCAGAGAAAUUAAAUCUACUGAUAAACCGCUCUCCCCGAAAGCAAUGAAAGCUGAAAGCCCUCAACUUACAAAGAAUUACUAUGCUGUGGUACUUCAGAAUAUUCUGGAAACAGAGCGGGACUAUGCCAAGGAACUGCAGUCGCUUCUAGGAACGUACCUGAGGCCACUCCAGUCCUAUGACAAGCUGAGUGUGAUGGAUAUUGCGUCAUUACUUGGAAAUGUGGAUGAAAUCUGCACCUUUCAGCAAACGCUCAAUCAGGCUCUGGAAGAAUGUGCCAAGCUUCCAGAGCACCAGCAAAGGGUGGGAGGUUGCUUCCUUGGCCUGAUGCCCCAGUUCAGAUGUCUGUACCUCACCUAUUGUGCUAACCAUCCUUCUGCGGUCAACGUCUUGACCCAACACAGUGAUGAACUGGAGAAAUUUAUGGAGAUCCAAGGGGUGGCUUGCCAAGGGAUACUGACCUUAACUACAAGUCUCAGCAAACCCUUCAUCAGGCUGGAUAAAUAUAUCUCCCUCCUCCAAGAACUGGAGCGGCACAUGGAGGAGGCUCAUCCAGACCACGAAGAAGUAUUGAAAGCCGUGGCAUCCUUCAAGUCCCUUGUGGCACAGUGUCAGGAACUGAGGAAGAGGAAACAGCUUGAGCUGCAGAUCCUUUCAGAAUCCAUCCAGGGCUGGGAAGGCGAAGAUAUCAGAUCGAUGGGCAGCGUCCUCUAUAUGUCUCAAGUCAUGGUCCAGUAUGGAGGGAGUGAGGAGAGAGAAGAGAGGUACUUCAUGUUGUUUUCAAACGUUCUCCUGACCCUCUCGGCAAGUCCGCGAAUGAGUGGGUUCAUAUAUCAGGGAAAACUGCCUUUGACAGGAAUGAUGGUGACAAAAUUAGAAGAAAUGGAUGGGAAUGACCGUGCUUUUGAAAUUUCAGGGGGCAUGAUAGACCGGCUGACCGUCCACUGCAGCAGCAGUCAGGAUCUUCACGAAUGGCUGGACCAUUUGCAAAGACUGACCAGGGGGACGGCUUCGAGCGGCACCCUCUCCAAGACGCACUCGUGGAGCGCCCAUUCGAGUUUCAGCUCCGCCGGACCAUUCCGUGAGCCACUGGAGCCCCCUAAAAUCCUGAAGCCCUGGAGCUUAAGCUGCCUCAGGCCCGCCCCGCCCCUCCGGCCGUCGGUGGCGCUCAGCUACAAAGAGCGGAUGUCUUACAUCUUGAAGGAGUCCAGCAAGAGCCCAAAGACCAUGAAGAAGUUCUUACCAAAACGGAAAACGGAGCGGAAACCAUCGGAUGAAGAAUUUGUCAUUCGAAAAAGUACCGUUGCACUGGAAGAAGACGCUCAGAUCCUGAAAGUGAUCGAGGCUUACUGCACUGGGGCCAGCUUCCAGCAAACGCUUGGUUCAGGUUCCCGUAAAGAUUCCGUCCCCCAGGUCCUGCUUCCCGAGGAAGAGAAGAUCAUCAUUGAGGAAACACGAAGCAAUGGUCAGACCAUCACAGAGGAGAAAAGCCUUGUGGACACCGUCUACGCACUGAAAGACGAGGUCAAGGAACUUAAGCAGGAGAAUAAACGGAUGAAGCAAUGUUUGGAAGAAGAGCUGAAGUCGCGGAAGGAUUUAGAGAAACUCGUCCGGCGGUUGCUGAAGCAAGCGGAUGAGUGCGUCAGGGAAGAAGGCGGGCGCAGGUCCUCAAUCCUGGCGUGAUUUCCUGCCGCCGCCGCGGGCAGGUUGCAUGCAACUUCAGGUACUCUUUGGAAACGGAAUGGAGACGUUGGAUCCCUCUUUCCCCUCUUAGUGUUCUGAGUUGUUGUUUUGUUUUUAAGUACGAACAAGAAAGGAAAGGCAACGGCUCUGACCGCAUUUUUCCCAUUCCAUAAGUCAGUUUUACACACCACGCAGGGUUACUUCUGAAAGACUGCCAGGGUUCUGGCCCAUGCGUCAUUCUCACCCCUCCUGCCGCUUCCGAUACCUCACUGCACCUUCUUCUAGGAAUGUGGACUGAGCAACCGACCCGGUUGCUGCUCAGAAUGGAGACAGCUGAGUGGAAACUUCAGAGGAAACGCAGAACACUUUUCUGUGUGUGUGUGUGUGUGUGUGUGUGUGUGUGUGUGUGUGUGUGUGUGUGUUGUUUUUUCUUCUUCUUCUUUCCCCUGCCUCCUUUCUAAAUGCCUGUCACUUAACCGACGUGUGCGGCAGAGAGACAAAGCAAGGUUUCUCGAACUGCAAUCAGGGACAAGCCAAAGGUGGCCUGCACCUGUCCAGAUAAUCAGGAAAACAAGUUAGGUGUCCCCCCACCCCAAAUAAUCUUGCUUUCCGCGCUGGAGACAGAGCACAGCCGUCCCGUGGCUUCCCGUUGUGUGGCCUUUCAAGAGGUGAGAAUGUGACGCCGGCCUACAGUGGUGGGUGGAACGUAAUUCCACAGAGUGCCUGACUGGGAAUGGCAGUGCUUAGUCUACGAGGGAGUUGCACUGAUCCCUCCACGCUGUUUUCGGGCAGGGAAGGGUUAAAGCACAGCAGCUCUCCCCUCCAUUUUGUGUGUGUUGACUGUGCCUGUUGGGGUUUUUCUUUAAGGCUGCAGCUUGUGAUUAGUUACCUCAGGGGUUCUCAACCAGUGUCCCCUCUAACAGGGAUUCCCAGAUGCUGUUGACUACAACUCCCAGAAUCCCCAAGCAAGAGCUGUUUCAGCUGGGGAUUCUGGGAGUUGUCGUCAACAACGUCUGGGAAGCCCGUGCUCCCUCUAACAGGGAUUCCCAGAUGCUGUUGACUACAACUCCCAGAAUCCCCAGCUGCAUUGGCUUUUGCUUGGGGAUUCUGGGAGUUGUCGUCGACAACAUCUGGGAACCCCUGUUAGCGGGAACACUGUUCCCAACCUGUGGUCCUCUGGAUGUUGCUGAACUACAAUGCCCACCACCCCUAGCCUCAAUAAAUUGUGGCUGGGGGUGAUGGGCAUUGUAGUUCAGCAACAUCUGGGGGGCCACAAGGUGGGAACCCUUGAGUUGCAUCAGUCAAUUAAAAGCAUGUUGAUUGACUAGGUUGCCAACAUGGGGCACUUGGGGGGCUCCCAGGAGGCAGUCAGAGCCCGGCCUGCACUGCAGGGCUGAAGCUCAGCAUCACCCUCCCCUCAGCCUGACUGACAUUAACACUGAGUGCUCCCAUUGGAAUGAAGAGGUUACCUGUUCCAUUAGUUUCAAUAGUUUCCAUUAGUUUCGUUUCCAUUAGUUUCACUGAUGGCAGGCCUGGGCAAACCUGGCCCUCCAGCUGCUGUGGAACCACCAUGAUGGGAGUUGGAGGUCAACAGCAGCUGGAAAGCCAGGUCUGCUCACCUCUGGCUUACGAGUAACUUAGUAUGGAUGUGAGCGAGCCCAGUGGCUAUUGGAGUCUAUUUCCCCAGCAGUGCGUGUCUUUAUGUAUAGAUGUGUAUAGAUACACAUAAAUUUAAAUGUGACAGUUGUGCUACUCCAGUCACUGGCUUACAUCCAGAUUAGGUGGUUCAUAAUUCUUAUAGCACUUACAUUUAGCAAUAGCACUUACAUUUAUAUACCGCUCUAUAGCCGAAGCUCUCUAAGCGGUUUACAAUGAUUUUAGCAUAUUGCCCCCAACAUUCUGGGUACUCAUUUUACCGACCUCGGAAGGAUGGAAGGCUGAGUCAACCUUGAGUCAACCAACUUAUUGAAAUAAAUGGAACAAGUUUACUUGUCCUGUUGAUUUCGGUGGAAGUUCUCAUGAGUAACUUAGCCUGGAUGUAAGGCAGUGACUGGAGUAUCAUAACUGUAACAUUUCAGUUUGUGCGCACACACGCACAAUCUCUAUGGAAUACCUGAGCUGAAGGUUUGUGAUAGAAGGGUACACAUUUUAAAAGGUUGGGAACCUCUGGAUUUGAAGGAUGACCCUUAAUUGGUUAGCAAUAUAGAUUUCUAAAGAACCUUAAUUUGUAUUUUUUUAAUUGAAAAAACCCAGGAGAUGGCAUGCGCCAUCAUAGAAGAGGCAUUCCCUCUUGUGAGUGAGGAAGAGAGAAAAGGGGGAAUGCUGCUUCUAAGAUGAUGUCUACUGUAACACAUACAUAUACAGUCUUAGGAGAAGCAUUCCCCCUUCUCUCUCCCACAGGACGGAAUGCCUCUUCUAAGAUGGCACCUGCUGCAACACAUGCAUGCUUACUUUUAGAAGAGGCAUUCCCCCUUCUCUCUCUCACAGGAUGAAAUGCCUCUUCAAAGAUGGCACCUGCUGCAACACAUGCAUGCUUACUCAUAGAAGAGGCAUUCCCCCUUCUCUCACAGGCAGGAUGGAAUGUCUCUUCUAAGAUGGCACUCACUGUGACAAUACAUGCAACAUGUAAAAACAAAGUAUACUUUUUUGUUAUGGUAAACUAUUUUUAUAUGUAAAUCUAUGCAGAUCUAAUCAGCUAACAUAUAGAUUAAGCAACUAAAGCUCAUGUAAUGAAUCAACUAAGGCUCCUUUGAUCGGGUGACAGCCCUCAGUUUCUCUAGGCUCUUGCAUGCACAACUGGUGACCCACAGAGCCAACAGGUACAGCCCCCCUCCCACUGGAAGCUCAAUACAUUCUGUCUACUUCCUGGGAUCUGUCGAAUCAGGGCCACAUUCGGCCCUGCUGGGUCACAAGCUGAACAAUCCUGGUGUAGGAUACGCUUUGUUGAUCUAAGGUUUUCCCCCCACUUGCAGCACAAUCUUUUUUUCAUUUUUGCGUAGAAUACAAAUUUGGUUUGGCUAGGAUGUGUUCGUUUCUGACUUCCUUUUUGGCAGGUGUGCGUGUGUGUGUUUGUGUGUGUACGCUGCAACAGAUUAUCAACAUUUUUAAAAACCUGCAUUUAAAAAAGUGUUGGAUUUAAAAAUGUCCCCAAUUAAUUGGGAGAUAGAUAUAAAUCCCUGAGUUUAACGUUCUUACUUGCAAAAGCCACAGAUAGCAGGUGCUAUCUCAGAAGAGGCAUUCCCUUUUUCUGAACAUAGGAAACUGCUUUGCACUGAUUCAGACUCUUGGUCCAUCUGCUGCCUUGGUGAAGAUUGAACCUGGGACCUUCCGCAUAUAUAAAGCAUGCACUUUUGCUACUUAGCUCUGGCCUCUUCCCUCUCCCGCCAGCAGGAAUGUUUCUGAAGAUGGCACAAUCUGUCACCCCUCGCCUAAAAACAAAAUUCCCCCUCUCACCCCAGCACUGUUGUUUUAUUCAUAAUAGCACUUAGCAAUAGCACUUACAUUUAUAUACCGCUCUAUAGCCGGAGCUCUCUAAGCAGUUUACAAUGAUUUAGCAUAUUGCCCCCAACAUUCUGGGUACUCAUUUUACCGACCUCGGAAGGAUGGAAGGCUGAGUCAACCUUGAGCCCCUGGUCAGGAUUGAACUUGCAACCUUCUGGUUACAGGGCGGCAGUUUUACCACUGCGCCACCAGGGGCUCUUAAAUAAGCAGAUUUAAUCAAUGCGCAGGUUCUCAAACCUGUCGUUGGACUACAACUCCCAUCAUCCUCAGCCACAAUGGCCGAGGUCAUUGUGGCUGCUGGAGGUUGUUAUCCAACCGCAUCUGGGGACCCAAGUUUGAGGAUCCCUGCAUUAAAGGAAACAUCAACAACAAUUUCAUUCAUUGGCUGUCGGAUCGAUGCAUUUUGGUUGGUGGGUUCGUUUUACUCUGGUAGAAUAUUCGCUGCUGACUCCCUUGCAUUGUGAAAACAGAUCCUGAACCCAGUUUGCUUGCUCCCACUGGGAAAAUAUUCUGUUAUCAUAGGAUAAAGCACAUUAUUUCAGAUAUUUACCUUUGUGUGAUGAAUGUCAGGCGAGUGGAAUAAACGCUUGCCUUUCUGCCUCUUGGAUAAGAAAUGCUGAUAGAUUCCCACUCGAGUGCAGUCAGUUGGGACCCUGACUAAAUCAAACAAACAAAUCCUCUUGUGUGUGUUCAUCAAAAAAAUAAUAAUGUUUCACCUUAACAAUAUGCAAACCAACCAGUUCUGCCUAUAAUCGUCGUGACUUGCAAGCUGCCACUUUUUCUGGCUUCUCUAAAUGGCUUUGCCGGUCCUUUUUAUAUUUAUGGGGCGUGGGUUUUGUUUGGUUUGUGCUGGACCAGGUAUAUUUUCUCCACCGCUGCAGAAAGGUCAGCUUGACAUUUAAUGGUGGUUAAGCCAUUGGUCCUCCUCCUCCGUCCACGUUCGGUUCCUAGUAGAAAAACCCUGCUGCUGGGUCUGCCGAAAACUGCACUUAGUCAGGGAAAGCACUUUUGCUGAAGCAGCUGAUGCAGUCUCAAAGCAUUUGAAGGAAAAGACAGACACAGGUUCUUAUGGCGCUGGAAGGCAAAGACAGGCUGGACACGGAGAAAAGUGAUCCUGCCAGUAGGAGUGACAACUAGGAAGGAACAUAAGAAACCGCUGUCUACUGAGUCAGACCAUUGGUCCGCCUAGCUCAGUAAUGUCUACUCUGACUGGCAGCAGCUCUCCAGGACUUCAGGCAGGAUUUUUUCCCCCUCAGCCCUGCCUGAAGAUGUUGUCAGGGAUUGAAGCUCACAUUGAUUACAGGCAGGAGUCUCUCCCAGCCCUACCUGGAAAUGCCAGGGAGUGAACUUGGAAGUUUCUGCAUGCAAGGCAGAUUCUCCGCCACUGAGCUACAGCCCCGUCCUCUGUCAUGUUGACUUUAGGGAUGAAGGUUCACUCCGAAGUCCCCAGCCAGCUUCCUGGCCUCAAUCCGGCCACAUCUUGGCUGCUGCAGCUCUCUAAUUUGCCCUUCCUUCCAUAUUUGUCCAAAUUCUGCAUAGAGCCGUGCAGUGUGUGUACAGAUCAAAUGUCCAGCUUUGCGCCUCCCCUUCCGCUUUAGACUGGCUGGCUGGCUGGCUGCCUUAAAGGAAAAAAGCACGGCAUGGACCUUCGUAUAUUGAUCUGCCCAUUUGUCGCCAUAUUUAUUUUUGCAGCUGCUCCAGGGAUUGUGUGGAAAGGAAAGGUUGACUUCACGAAUACUAGCCAGUCAGCAUUUUGCACUGCUGACUCCUGAUACAAAUGUGUAGAACCCUUCCUCCCCACCCCACAUUCUGACCCUGGAGAGGAAGAGAGAAUUUUUGCACUGAAAACAGUGAGAGCACUUCCAGAGGAGGCCUGUUGCUUCCAAAACGUCACUUCACCCAUAGAUAUUUGGGAGCAUGCCUGUUGGUUGGCGAAGUGCUCCUGCAAAGAUGAAAGUUGGGUAUCUCCCGACAGAGUCUUUCCAUGUGAUCAGAGAACUUGUUUGAUCAGGCUUCACUAAGAAGCCUCCCCUGCACUUCACCAUGCAAAUGUUGAGAGUGAAGCUAGCCAGCUUGGAUGGCUUUCAGAGGGGCUUAGGCAAAUUCAUGGAGGACAGGUCUAUCAGCGGCUGCUAGUCUGAUGGUUAUAGGCCACCUCCAGCCUCAGAGGCAAGGUGCCUCUGACUACCAGUUGCAGGGGAGCAAGAGCAGGGGAGAGGGCAUGUGGGCUUACCUGUGGGCUUCUCAGAGGCAUCUGGUGGGCCUCUUGGGCCUGAUCCAGCAUGGAUGUUCUUAUGGCCCCACUCUUCCUCCAUCCGCAGAGAACAUAUAGGGAGCAGCCAUGAGAAGAGCUCUACAGCCUUGCAUUGUGCACAUCAAACUGCGGUGAAAGGGUGGCUUAGGAAAUUGACAUAUCCCUCCAGCAACAAGAUCCUAAGGGUGGUUUUAAAGAUGCCCCGGGAUUCCCCAAGGCAGCUUGUGCUACAGUGGACAAGUGCAUGGGGGAAUCUCGGAGCAUCGCCACUGCUCGGAAACACUGGGCCAAAGUACAGGGCGUUCUUUGCAAUGCCAAGGGUAACGGAAUCAGGCAUGUUAUCACUUUUUCCGUGAUUGUAUCCAUAAGCAAAUUUUCAAGUGAAUACUAUGUAUACCCACCAGCAAGAGUACAUCUCCCACUAUAAAGCUAUAUUUUUACAAUACCGUUAAAUAUUAUAAAUUAUGUCUGAAAUGUGCAAAAUGCAUCAGUAACAUAAUCAGAAAUGAUGUCCAAAGAUUCUGAUUCCAUUACUGGUGUAUUUCAUUAUUUAUUUGAGACAUUUAUAUCCCAUCCUAUAUAAAAUCUCAGGGCGGCUUACGAUUUAAACAAACAGCAACUAAAACCUAAAAAUCAUAUAAAACAGGUUAAAAUUGCCAUAAAUGAAACUUUAAAACAAGUAAGAAUGAUUUUGAGCUUGUUGGUUGUCAUUUAUCAGAUGUUUUGUGUUUACAUGUUUGGUUUUUCUUCUUCUCUGAGUUGUAAUAUUGCAUGGGUUUUUUUUAAAUUAAAAAAUAUAUAAAAUAAAAUAAAAGCCUGAUGAAACGGGUGUUUUCAAAAGUUACUUAAAAACAACCAGAGAUGGGGAGAUUCUGAUUUCAUGUGGGAGUGUGUUCCAGAGCCCCAGGGCAACUCUAGAGGAGGCCCAGUUUUGGGACGCCACCAAACAAGCCGGCAGCAACCACAACCAGACCUCCACCGAUGAUCUUAAUAGGUUCAUGAAGAAGGCGGCACUCUCUUGAAUAUCUUGGGCCCAAGCCGCUCAGAUCUUUAUAGACAAUAACCGGCACUUUGUAUUUUGCCCAGAAACUAAUUGGCAGCCAGUGCAGUUCUUUUAAAACAGGAGUAAUGUGGUCUCGGCAGAGACCAACCUGGAGACCAACCUGGCUGCUGCUUUCUGCACCAGUUGCAGUCUCCGAACUAUGUACAAAGGCAGCCCAACGUAGAGCUCAUUGAAGCAGUCAAGCCUGGAUGUCAGCAGCAAAUGCACCACUGCUUUUAAGGUCCUUUCUCUCAAGAAAUGGAUGUAGCUGGUAUAUCAGCCAUAUUUAAGGUUUUGUGUAAAAAAAAAAUGUCCUUAUAGUAGAUGUUCUCUUGUCAGUGUCAGUUGGUAUAUAUAAUUGCAACUUGAAAAUUUGCUUACAGCUACAGUCAUUGACAAAGGGGGAGCAUGCCUGAUCCCGUUACCUUUGGAAUUGUUCUCUUUUGGGAACUGAUCCAGAAAAUAUACAUACAUCUUUUUGAGUACUAGAGACCUGACCAUUGAGAGGUCUUGCAUCUCUUCUAACUGGGAGCAACUGAUACACUGAUCCAUAUUUUUGAAAUUGGGGAUUCUAUAAGCUGCGUGCAUGGAUUCUCAAGCUGCCUACUACUGAGUCAGACCAUUUGCCCUUCCAGCCCAGGACUGGCAGCUCUGACUGGCAGCAGCUCUUUAGGGUCUCAGGUAGCGAUCCAUCGUCUGCUACCUGAUCCUUUUAACUGGAGGUGUCAUGGACUGAACCCGGGAUUUUCUCCAUUAUUGUAAAGCCCUACUGCAGAGCUUUCCUCCCGGCCUUCUAAAGGCAGCUUCCAAAAAAAUCCAACAACACCCCUGUACCCAAGUACCAAACAUUUGGGAAAUGUUGAUCUUACUGUGCAAAUCCAGUGCUCCUAAUGUAUGCAACAAAUGUUAAAAUAAAAGGAGAAUUAAAAUGAAAUCUGCAGCUAUCCUAAAGGAACAGAAGCCAUGUGAAUCAGAUUGCAGUGUGUUCAUAUAUAUAUUUAUAUAUUCAUACUUUGUUUACAGCGCUUUGUGUAUAGGUCCUUGUAACACCUCCGUGUUUCUCUCUCGCCUCCUCAUUUCUCCGCCUGUUCUGUAAGUUUUAUUUACUGUCCUGAUGACGGAUGGAAGUUAAACUUUUUCUAACCUGUUUUUAUUUUGGGCGAUUUUUUUAAAAUUGUGGUUUUCAACAAAAUAAAGAAAGAUUUUAAAGGAAAA
Molecule: messenger RNA, 10319 nt
Organism: Hemicordylus capensis (graceful crag lizard)
Lineage: Eukaryota; Metazoa; Chordata; Lepidosauria; Squamata; Cordylidae
Gene: ARHGEF6
Product: Rac/Cdc42 guanine nucleotide exchange factor 6
Exons: 21
Coding region: 448-2307 (619 amino acids)
Molecular function (GO): protein binding; guanyl-nucleotide exchange factor activity
Source: RefSeq, a predicted model, not a curated record